This is a messenger RNA of Diatraea saccharalis (sugarcane borer), 435 nucleotides long. The record is from the annotation of a GenBank genome assembly. Lineage: Eukaryota; Metazoa; Arthropoda; Insecta; Lepidoptera; Crambidae.
AUUCCCUAUUCAAAAAUUUUGGAAUCACUUGUUCGUAUUACUUUUUGGCCGCGUAAUUUUUGUAGAUACAUAUUUAUCGAAAUGGCAGUUGCUAAGCUUCCAGCGCUAAUUAACUCGGCAUUAGCUCAAGCGCGGCCGAAAUUCAGCAUUUUCAUGAAAUAUGCUCGUGUUGAACUGGCACCUCCUAAACUAAGUGAGAUGUCACAAAUCAAAGCUGGCAUAGGUAAACUUCUUACAAGUGCUAAAUCUGGCGCCUGGAAGCAGCAGACAGUCAAACAAGCAACCCUCAAUACUUUGGUUGGUGCUGAAGUGCUGUUCUGGUUUUAUGUCGGUGAAUGCAUUGGCAAGCGCCACUUAGUUGGAUAUGAUGUUUAGACUAUGUUAAGCAAACUGUAGAUCAAUAUUCACUAUAAUAAACUAUACAUUUCUUCUUGA